AAUCGUGAUUCGGCCGAUUUUUUGAAUUGGGAAGCAAACGGCGCCGUUUCAUUGAUUCAGAAUCAAUGAACCCUAACUCCUCCGCAGCCCUAGCCUCCAGAACCAGAACGCGCUAGCUUCUCUCUGUCUCUCACAGAGAGUCCAGAGCUCCUGGUCCUCCCUCACUUCCGUCCAGCCACCGCCUGCUCCCUCACUUCCCCUUCAUCGCGCAGCAGCCGUCGCAACCUUCCAUCCCCUCCAUCGCGCAGCCACCGUGCGAACGUGGAAGCCUCCGUCGCGCAGUCACUUCCGUCGGCGCCAGCUCUGUUCCACUGCAGCCACUGCCUGUUCAAAGGCCGUUCGAAGCCCAUUCGAAGGUGAACCUUGUCGUGGUGUCUCCCUCUUGCGUGCUCUGUUCAAAGCUUCUAGCUUCUAGGAUCGGAUCAGUCAGUUCAACCAGUGAUCCAGUAGACUGAUCGGUUCGAUUCUGACACCUAUAGUUGCAGUUGAAUCCUUCCAUAAUCCACAAAGCCUUUUGCAGGCAAAGAUACGGUUCCGAGCAGCAGCAUCCAAGUGGGCUAUGUUCCACUACAUGGCUCUGCUGAAUCCUCCUCAUCCUCCCUCUAUCUUCUCUUCAUUCCCAUUCUUCACUCCUUCUUCACCGCAGUUUCUCAAAUUCCCCAGAAUCUGGAAGAACCCGCACUCUCUCCCCACAUCCUUCCAGUCCUUCAACGAAGAAGACGAACACGUUAUCGGCGACUGUCUCGUCUACGAGGAAGGAAUUUUCGAUGACCCCAUUUCGCAAAACCAGACCAAUUCCCACGCUGAUAAUUCUCUCACUCUCACCCCAACCAGAACCAAACCAAGUUCCAAGAAGCAGGUUGCUGAAAUUGCCACUGAAAACUUGGUUCCCGACAAAUGGAGGGAGGUUCAGGCGGAGCUCAACAUAACCAAGAAGGAGAGGCGCAAGAUUGCUCAGGAGAUGGAGUUCAACAGCAAGGUUAUGAAGAAGAGACAAGGCUUGGUUCCAUUGAGGGACAUGAACCUUGACGAGUAUAAGGCUUAUAAGGAGGCCAAGUUGGCACAACUGAAACCCCUUGUUCUCGAUAACCCUUCUGGUUUUCCAGUGAAAGAGGAAGGUUCCAUCAGAAAAGGAGGUGACUUGAAUUAUGGGUAUGAUAGUGGUGGUGGUGGUAGUUGGCGUGUAGAGCCUAAGAAUCCUAAGUGGGCUGUUUAUGGGAGGGGUUUGGACAAUGUCACUGAGUUUUUCAAUAGUGAGGACUAUGACCCUGCCAGUGCUGAUACUAAGAACAACGAAGGUCGCCGGAGGUUGUUCACUAAGGAGGAGAAGGCUUUAUUGAAUAAGCGAGUACCAGAUUUGGAAGCUGCUACUUCAGAUAAAUGGCUUCCGCUGCACACUCUUGCUGCAUGUGGAGAAUUCUACCUUUUAGAUUCUUUGAUCAAGCAUAAUGUAGAUAUUAAUGCUGUUGAUAAGGAUGGUUUGACAGCUCUUCACAAAGCGAUCAUUGGAAAAAAGCAAGCGAUUACUAACUAUCUCUUGAGAAAUUCAGCUAAUCCUUUCGUAUUGGAUAGAGAUGGGGCCACCUUGUUGCACUAUGCAGUACAAACAGCUUCUAGCCAGACAAUUAAAAUUCUCUUAUUGUACAAUGUGGAUUUAAAUCUUCAGGACAAUGAUGGCUGGACACCAUUACAUCUUGCCAUUCAAGCUCAGAGAACAGAUUUAGUUAGGCUUCUACUCAUUAAAGGUGCUGAUAAGACAAUAAAGAACAAGGAUGGUUUAACACCACUUGAUCUUUGCCUUUACUUUGGUCAAAGUCCCAGAACAUAUGAGCUAAUCAAGUUGUUGAAGUUGCCGCAAAGGCGCACAAGACUUGUGUCCAGGUAGGGCUAAUAAUCAAGAUCACGACAGAAAGAUUUGGCGCGAGUGAAAAUUUCCCAUGAUCUUGUAACACAUCCUUAUGGGGCGAAAUUUUCUGGUUUGCUCAAGGAGGAAGUGAUAAAGGACAUUAUGCAAGGAAGGCAAAGAUCACUCCAUGUAAAAUUGAUUCCUACAUGGAACAAAAGUGCAUGCGUGUUUAGAAGUUGGAACCAAUAUAGUCAUCAUAGGAGAGUGUGUGUGUAAGUGUUCAGUGUCGUGUAUCCAACUGCUUGAUACUCACUAAAUUCUAAUGCCAUUUUCUUUGCUCGUUUUU
Messenger RNA from Arachis ipaensis, 2192 nucleotides. It is a transcript of the gene AKRP, whose product is annotated as ankyrin repeat protein. The record is from RefSeq and is a predicted model, not a curated record. Gene Ontology annotation, molecular function: protein binding. NCBI's taxonomy places the organism in Eukaryota, Viridiplantae, Streptophyta, Magnoliopsida, Fabales, Fabaceae.